GUCACGACUUUGCUUCUUACCGAAAUUUCCGGCACAGUUUCGAGUCUACCGGCGGACGGAAUAUACUUGAAAGAAGAUGACUUGCUACAACUCCCGGUGAGGUCAAAGUCAUUGGGCCAAAGCAUGAAAGAAAGAGAGUCCUGCAAAGGCUCCUCCUCUUAUCGGACUUUUCUUCUCUCGAAAACAAAUUCAGAUUCAGACAAAAGACCACAACUGCCUUUCUUAUUAUUUUGGGUAAUUAGACUCCUUUAGACCACAGCUGCUUUACGAGACCAAAACCCAAGCCCAGAAAGAAAAAAAGAAAAGAAAAACCCUCAUCUUCUUCUUCCUCCCCACUCCCCACUUCCCACUCCCCAGACGAAAAGGAAAGGAAAAUAAAGAAACAUCCUACCCCCUACACCCUUGUCUAGACUCUAAACAAAAACAAAAUAUCUAUCUAUACACCCAUCUCUCUGCUUUGUGUUGUUUUGUGUUGUACUCUUUCAAACACAACUCUCUCUCUCUCUCAAACACGAUCGACUAUACCCUCAUCUCACUGUCACCGCAACAAAAGAGAGAAAGAGAAGUUCACCGAAAAGAUUUCCAGCUUUUGUUUGUUUUUGGCUUUUUGGCUUUUUUACAGAACUGACUGUUAAAGUUUUGUUUAUCUUGCUUUUUUUUGCCUUUUCGUUUAUUAUUUUCCGGCAAUGGAAUCGCCGGAAAGCGUAUCCAUAGAAUUCGAAGCCGCCGAAAAGAUAAUCCUCCGUUGGGACUCGACCGCAUCGGAGGAGGGCAGGGAACGAAUGAUAUUCGAUGGAGAUCGGGAAGAAGCUGACCGAUACCUACGGGCUGUCGAUGAGAUCCAACGCUCCAUGGAAUCCGUCUCCAUAUCUGCGGAUCCUAGCAAGGUCAACGGUGCAAUCCAGAUCGCCAUGGCCCGCCUUGAAGACGAGUUUCGUAACAUAUUGAUAACCCACACCAAUCCGCUCGAGACGGACUCUCUUGUCGACCCCUUUUCUUCAAGUAUCUCCAGCUGCAGAGCCGAAAGUACCGGCGAUUUCGAAGAUGAAGAUUACCCGGAAGACGAAGCUCACAACAGCAGAGAAGAUGAAGAACAAGUUCUGCAGCAUGAGGGUCAAGAAGGCAGUAGUCGUACUUCAAGCUACCGGUCAACCAGCAGUAUCCGUGAGAUCGAUCUCAUCCCAUCUGAAGCCAUCUACGAUCUCCGUAGCAUAGCCGAGAGGAUGAUCUCUGCCGGCUACUUGCGCGAGUGCAUACAGGUCUACGGGAGUGUUCGUAAAUCAGCCGUUGAUGCGAGCUUCCGCCGCCUUGGCAUCGAGAAGCUCAGCAUCGGCGAUGUCCAGAGAUUAGAGUGGGAUGCCUUGGAAGCCAAGAUCCGACGGUGGAUACGGGCCGCCAAGGUCUGCGUUCGAAUCCUCUUCGCAAGCGAGAAGCGCCUCUGCGAACAGAUCUUCGAAGGUCUGGGACCCGGCGCCGAUGAUGCCUGCUUCAUGGAGACCGUUAAGGGUCCGGCCAUCCAGCUCUUCAACUUCGCCGAGGCCAUCAGCAUCAGUCGACGCUCGCCCGAGAAGCUCUUCAAGAUUUUGGACCUCCAUGACGCACUGUCCGACCUCCUGCCGGACGUCGACGCUGUAUUCGGGUCGAAGUCGUCCGAAUCCGUACGCGUGCAGGCUGCCGAGAUUCUCUCACGGCUUGCGGAGGCCGUCAGAGGUAUAGUCUCCGAAUUCGAGAACGCUGUGCAACGGGAGCCGUCCAAAGUUCCGGUUCCUGGUGGAACAAUUCACCCGCUGACGAGGUACGUGAUGAACUAUAUCAGUCUAAUCGCCGAUUACAAGCAGACCCUGGUGGAGCUUAUCGUUUCCAAGCCGUCAACCGGCUCACGGUACUCAGGGGACCCCACAACACCCGAUAUGGAUUUCCCAGAACUGGAGAACCGGUCGCCUCUAGCCCUCCAUCUGGUUUGGAUCAUUGUAAUCCUGGAAUUCAAUUUGGAGGGAAAGGCUAAGCACUACAAAGAUGCCUCCCUGGCUCACAUCUUCCUCAUGAACAAUGUUCACUACAUCGUCCAGAAGGUCAAAGGGUCACCGGAGCUCCGGGAGAUGAUAGGAGAUGAUUACCUAAGGAGGCUAACCGGGAAAUUCAGGCAGGCUGCGACGAACUACCAAAGAUCGACAUGGGUGCGUAUUCUGUAUUGCCUUAGGGAUGAAGGCCUACAUGUGAGUGGGAGCUUCUCGUCUGGGGUUUCGAAAACAGCUUUGAGGGAAAGAUUCAAGACCUUUAACUCUAUGUUUGAAGAGGUUCACCGGACUCAGGCAGUGUGGUUGAUACCGGACAUUCAGCUGAGGGAAGAGCUCAGGAUAUCUAUAUCGGAAAAGCUAAUCCCUGCUUACCGCUCCUUUCUAGGCCGGUUCCGGAGCCAUAUUGAGAGCGGCAAACACCCUGAGAUGUAUAUCAAGUACUCGGUCGAGGAUCUAGAGACUGCCAUCUUGGAUUUCUUUGAAGGAUACCCAGUUUCCUUGCACUUGAGGAGGAGAUCUCAGUGAGGAAUGAAUUUUAAGUAAACUAGGAUGGAGUGUUACAAGUUAGAACAUAGGAAAUAUUCUUUAAAUUUUUGAGGGAGUAUCUGGGUGAAUGGGAUUCCGGCGAAAGGGGUUUGUUUAGGAAUUUGAUUGGAUUCUUCCAAAGAACCCAACUCGAAUUGAGUCCCAGAUAAUAUGAUGUAAAGAUUGGAGGAGACCUAGCUGUCGGGAAGAUGAGGUGGAGCUUCCAGAGUAGCCAGGGCCUAUUCCCACAUGCUCCUGCCCUGUACCACAAUACUGCCAUGUAAAUCGAAUAGCAAACUACUAGACAUUGCAAACUCUCAAACUGUUAUGUUCAGCCAAAGGAUUGGAUGCAGAACUCAUGAAGUAGAAAACAGGACAAAAAUACACAAAAUUGGUAGCCAGAGCUGUUUUGACCUUUGAUACAAGAUGCUAAUGUUAUCCAGAAAUUCAAAAUA
This is a messenger RNA of Nelumbo nucifera (sacred lotus), 2998 nucleotides long. NCBI's taxonomy places the organism in Eukaryota, Viridiplantae, Streptophyta, Magnoliopsida, Proteales, Nelumbonaceae. The record is from RefSeq and is a predicted model, not a curated record.